AUGGCCAGUACUGUCACAAACCUGAACUGUGACCCACGUGACUGAUGCGUCUGCGCUUAAAACAAAGCGAGGGUGUGAAGCAAACUGGUGUCGGAACUCAGGAUGUCUCUAUAUCGGAAUAGCAUCUGGUUUUUAAAGGGAAUCCAUGAAUACACAAGGAAGGGAUUCGAGAGUGCCGCUAAGCGGUUUGUGGAGAAGGACCUGGAUGUGUCCGUGGCAGGCCGGUCCUUCAUGAUAACUGGCGCUAGCAGUGGAAUCGGGAAAGCCGCUGCCAUCGCCAUCGCUAAGAGAGGCGGAGUGAUCCAUAUGGUCUGCAGGAAUAAGGACAAAGCUGAGGAAGCCAGAGGUGACAUCAUCAGGGAGACGGCCAAUAAGGAGAUUCAUGUCCAUAUCCUGGACCUGUCAGAGCCUCGAAAAGUUUGGGAAUUUGCUGAAGCCUUUAAGAAGAAAUACAAAUCUCUGAACGUGCUGAUUAAUAAUGCAGGCAGCAUGAUGAAUGAGAGAGAGGUGAACACUGAUGGGCUGGAGAAGAGCUUUGCCACCAACACUCUGGGGGUGUACAUUCUGACCAAGAGCCUGAUCCCUCUUCUGGAGAAGAGCAGUGACCCCCGGGUGAUCACGGUGUCCUCAGGCGGAAUGCUGGUUCAGAAACUCCGCACGGGAAACCUGCAGUCUGAGCGCGGCCCAUUUGAUGGCACCAAAGUCUACGCCCAGAACAAGAGGCAGCAGGUGGUGAUGACAGAGCAGUGGGCCAAAACACACGACUCCAUCCACUUCUCCGUCAUGCACCCUGGCUGGGCCGACACCCCAGCCGUGGCAGCAGCGAGGCCAGACUUCUACCGGUCGAUGCAGCACAAGCUGCGCAGUCCUGAGCAGGGUGCGGACACCGUGGUGUGGCUGGCCGUGUCUGAAGCUGCCGCCGCCAAACCCAGCGGACGCUUCUUCCAAGAUCGCAGGAUGGUCUCUGCUCACCUGCCAUUGGCCUGGACUCGCAGCCCCCAGGACCGGGAGCAGAAGUUCAUGGUGCUGCUGGAGGAGAUAGGCAAAACCUUCCAGCCGCACUGAGCCCGAGUGGCUCCACCAUGAGUGGUCAUGGUCUGGCGGCGCCACCAUUCAGGCCACGCCUGUCUCACCACUUACCGCUACAAUGCCCGAUUUACCAAAAUAACGCUUUAACUGCUGUGAAGCUUUAACUCACUUCUAAGCAGGUCCAUGUUUGGUAGUUUUAACAGGUGGAGGAGAGAGGUGUGUUCCUGCAGCUUAAAGGGCACACGUGCUGCAUGCUGCACUGCUGUACAGCAGCAGGAGUGACUCAUUACGGGGGGGGGGGGGGGGGCGC
Anguilla anguilla (European eel) is the source of this 1339-nucleotide messenger RNA. RefSeq names its product DHRS-12_like_SDR_c-like domain-containing protein. The record is from RefSeq and is a predicted model, not a curated record. The transcript is spliced from 10 exons. The coding region runs from base 103 to 1065 and encodes 320 amino acids. NCBI's taxonomy places the organism in Eukaryota, Metazoa, Chordata, Actinopteri, Anguilliformes, Anguillidae.